AUGAGCAACCGAAAACUGGCGAAGUUUCUCAUCGUCUUGGACAAUGAGAGUCUGCUUUAUUUCCCGGGAUCGUUCCUCACCGGGCAGGUGAUCGUUGAACUGGAUGACGAUACUCCGGUGCAAGGAUUGUAUUUCCACAUCGUUGGUGAAGGCAUCGUGAAGAUGGCCGGCAACGCAAAUCAGCAGGACAAAGAAAACUAUAUCGACUUUAGAAUGCGGCUCCUCGGAGAGAACUCGAAGCAACCAGUCACAUUGUCGCCGGGAGUCCAUUCGUUCCCAUUCAAAUUAGGCCUCCCUCUAGGAAUGCCCUCAACCUUCCUCGGCAAACACGGUUGGGUGCAGUAUUUCUGUAAAGCAGCCCUGAAGGAACCCAGCGGACUUACGCAUAAAAACCAGCAAGUUUUCAUCGUCAUGAGUCCGAUAGAUCUGAACCUCGAGCCAACGAUAUUGACGCAACCUUUCAACUGUGAAGUUCAGGAAAAAAUAGGCCAGGGCUGCUUCUCGUCAGGCAGUAUCAGCUGUCGAGUGCGUCUCGAUAAGGGAGGCUACGUGCCCGGGGAAAGCAUCGGACUCAAGGCGACCAUCAACAACCAAAGUCGAGUCGCGGUCAAAAAAACUAAAGCCAUCCUCACCGAAACGAUCCAGUACACCGCCAAAAACAAAGUGGUGGCGACGGAAAUGAGAGAACUCGCAACCAUUGAGAAGGGAAAGAUCGAGCCGCGCCAGCAGUCAGCUUGGGAGAACGAAUUGCUUUACAUUCCGCCUCUACCACCGACGAAUUUGCGGGGCUGUCACCUCAUACGCAUACAAUAUGACGUUUUCUUCGUCAUCAUCCUGAAGGGCCUCCAAAAGGACAUCCGACUGCAGCUGCCAAUCCUCAUGGCUACGUAUCCUAUGAGGAACGCGGACGGCACGUUGAAAAGGGGUCGGAACCCCGCGCACUUCCCCUCGGUGCUGCCGAUUUUCAGACCAACGAACGAAGUCAAAUACUAA
Molecule: messenger RNA, 993 nt
Organism: Galendromus occidentalis (western predatory mite)
Lineage: Eukaryota; Metazoa; Arthropoda; Arachnida; Mesostigmata; Phytoseiidae
Gene: Vdup1
Product: arrestin family protein Vdup1
Exons: 6
Coding region: 1-993 (330 amino acids)
Biological process (GO): protein transport
Cellular component (GO): cytoplasm
Source: RefSeq, a predicted model, not a curated record